Messenger RNA from Pisolithus orientalis, 1695 nucleotides. RefSeq lists its product as uncharacterized. The record is from RefSeq and is a predicted model, not a curated record. NCBI's taxonomy places the organism in Eukaryota, Fungi, Basidiomycota, Agaricomycetes, Boletales, Pisolithaceae. The transcript is spliced from 20 exons. The coding region runs from base 1 to 1695 and encodes 564 amino acids.
AUGUCCAGCACCAACCAAAAUCAGACCAAGUCCAACAACAGCAGUAGCAAGUCUGGCAAAAGGACUGCUGUGCCCCAGCUUUCCCAGCCCCCCAGACCCAUUGUUAGCAGCAAGGAAGGAGUCAAAGGCAAUGCAUCCAAGGGCCAGGAGGGCAGAAAGGUGAAUGUCAAACAGUACAUUCCACUCUGCUAUGAUGUCAUGGACCUCAUGUCUUGUCACAGGAGAGAGAUGGAUGUCAAACCACCAACUGCCUCUGCAGCCCUACAGGGUGGAGGAGAUGUAGCAAUGGAGGCGGAACAGAAGAGUGGUGGCAAGAAGAACCCCAAGAAAAAUUCCAAGAAACAUGGACACCAGGACAAAGUGGAAGAGAUAUCAGGAACAGAAACUGGAAGGUUCUCAGAGGCAGUGUCACCACCCAAGGAAAUUCCAACCAGAAAGCAUGGUCCCAAAGCUUCCAAGGGCAAAGGCAAGGUGACAACCACUGAGGUGGCAGACAAGAUCAAACUGGAGAGACAAAGGUUGACAUGCCAUCAGAAAAUCUUUCCAAAGCUAGCUGAUUGUGUCAUGUUGAGCAAGGAUGUUGUGCCCAACAUCAAGAAGACAGAGAUUACUGAGGCAGACAUGCAGAUCAUGGUGAAUGAAAAAGCACUUGCAGACCUGUCACUGGGGCCAACAAGCAAUACAACCUGGAAUGAGGGCCCAUACUCAUACUACAUGAACAUAACCCAAGGUGACUCAAUGACAGAUAUCUGGUGCAGCUCAAGAAUAGCAUCAGCUUUAUACAAAGAAGGUUCAGUUGACCAAGAGUGUCUAUGGGGUGGAGCACAAGGACACAAAGUGGGUCAUGGUUGGUCCACUUCAUCAACAAAGUAUGAAAAGGGAGUUCAGUUGACCAAGAGUAUCUAUGGUGUAGAGCACAAGGACAAGUUGGAACAAAGUGGGUCAUGGUCAAAGGUUUUGAACAUCCUUGUGACCCUGGAAAACAACCAGGAUGCCAAGGAGAAAUAUGUACAAGAAGUGCAGCAUCAACCAGGCAGCACUCAAGUGAACCAGUUGAGUCAGGUGUUGGUGGAUGAAGUGUUGUACAUGAGUGUGAUGAAACUCAUGCACCCCAAACACUUCCAAGGAGGGUCUGUCAAGUCAAAGUUGGACACUGGGUUUACAACUCUGCAGCUUGAAAGCUGGCAGUGUUCCACAGGUGGAAUACAAUUACUUCUGUGUGAAUAUGUCUUGGAUGUAUUCAAAUUCCUGGCAGCACCCAUCCCAGUUCCAAUGUUGACAUCUGUGAGGGAAAAUGCAAGUAAGGAUGAGUUGAACAUGGAUAAGGAGUGCAAGAAGGUGGCACAAGACAUGUGGGCUUUAGCCAUGCAAUCACCAUACUUUGCAUGGGGGAUCAUUCAUGAGUAUGCAAACAUAUGGGGAAGUGCAUGGGCAGAGGUUAUGAAGAAGCAUAGGGAUGGGAACCCAUGGUGCCUCUGGGCUGUGAAUGAUGAAAUCAGCAGAGGCAAUCUGGCCACCACUGAAGGGCAAAGCAUCACACUCAUGGACACCACCAGUGAGGUUGACAAGGUCCAUGCCAGAGUGCAUGCCAAGUUGGAGUGGGUUCACAAGGGGUACAUGCUGCAAACAGGCCACCCAUCUAGCUUCAAGACAUUGCCCAUUGGCAACAAGUUGAUGUUCAACAACAUCCAAUGA